This is a messenger RNA of Phialemonium atrogriseum, 2262 nucleotides long. RefSeq lists its product as uncharacterized. Lineage: Eukaryota; Fungi; Ascomycota; Sordariomycetes; Cephalothecales; Cephalothecaceae. The record is from RefSeq and is a predicted model, not a curated record. The transcript is spliced from 2 exons. The coding region runs from base 193 to 1998 and encodes 601 amino acids.
CUGUGGUAUGCGAGCUAAACCAACUUAUUUCACACGCAAACAUCACGAAUCUUCAACGGUUUCCAUUACGUUCCAAUGCCUCAUGUGCUGUCUCUCCGCCAGAUUCAGGCUUGAUUUCCCAGGGAGAUCUUGGUGAUUAAGUGGCCACCUCAAAGCAGGUCGCUCGGUGCGGCUCUGAGCUACGUCAGCAGGAUGCGGUCCCGGCAGAUGAUCGUUCUUGCCGUUGUGGUGUUCUUGGUAAUUUGCACAUUCUCAUUCUACCGCACAUCCUCUCCGGGCCGAGUAUGGGAACCAGCGCAGAAAGGACCAAAAACUAGCGGCCCCUCAAAUACCAAGGCGAAAUCGAAGCCCCCCGACCAUAAACCAAAGCCUGCGCCUCGUGGCUCUCACCCGAUAUGGCAUCUCAUCAAUCGUGCCGAGCGCGAUCUGGAGGCAGUGAAGGCAAAACAAUCAAAGACUCUCGGGGAGGCGGUUGCCGAAUACCGCCGUCGCUACAACAUACCUCCGCCGCCUAACUUCGAUAAAUGGUUUGCCUUUGCCAAGGCCAAGAACGUCCAGCUCAUCGACGAGUUCGACACGAUUUCCGACCUCAUUACCCCCUUCUGGGGCCUCAAGCCGAAGACCAUCCGAGCGCGAGCUAAGGAAGCUCUGGGUUUCGAUAAUAAGUUGAUGGGAGUGCAGAUCAGGAAGGGGAAGGUGUCCAAUAUUGAAGGUGCGAGGGACUGGCAGCAGAAUGCGACACAGGGCAUGAUGAAGCAAUUCAUUGAACAUCUUCCCAAUAUGGACUUGGCCUUCAAUAUCCACGACGAGCCUCGGGUCAUAGUACCUCACGACGACAUGGUCCGGUUGGUCGAUAUUGCCAAGAAUGUGAAUAUGGCGGCCGCAAACUCGGUGUCUUCGCCACGGAAUUCUUUCACCGAGAAGCCCGAGGGUCUAAACGAGGGGUCUCGGUUCGAAGAUGCAAAAACGACGAGGUUCAAUGUCUUUGCCCAUCAGCCAACCUGGACGCACUCGCGCAUGUCCUGCCCGCCUGACAGCCCUGCUCGAACCCUAGACGAGGACGAGCGUGUGGACGAUGUCGGCAAGUUCGCAUCUGGAGAGCUGGGCUUCAUAUACAACGAGACGGCCUUGUCGGACAUCUGUCUGAGCCCUUCUCUGAGCGAGAGAUACGGGUUUUUCGACCGGCCCAAUGCUUAUAACAUUGUACAUGACCUCUUCCCCAUCUUCUCGCAGUCCAAGGUCUCUUCGUACGCCGACAUCAUCUACCCGUCCCCUUGGUACUGGAACGAGAAAGUUGCGUACGAUGAGAAGCAGGACGUGGAAUGGGCCGAGAAGGAAGAUCGACUGUAUUGGCGAGGGUCCACAACUGGCGGCUACAGCCACGAUGGGGGCUGGAGACGCCAGCACCGACAACGGUUCGUGCAGAAGCUCAACGCAGCCGACCAGGCCAAGAUCCUGGUCAACCGUGGCAGCGACAGCCGCCAGGAUUGGCAAGUCCAGGAUGUGCCACGCGGCGACUACAAGGGCAUCAUGGAUGUCUAUUUCUCCCACGUCGGCCAGUGUCAGGAAGCCGACUGCAAGGCGCAGAUGGAAUUCUUCGACAUCAAGGAGCGUGCCGAGCAGCAAGAUGCUUGGAAGUACAAGUAUCUGCUCGACAUGGACGGCAAUGCCUUUUCUGGCCGCUUUUACGCAUUUCUGAAGAGCAAAAGCUUGGUGUACAAGUUUGCCGUGUUCCGCGAAUGGCACUUCGAGUGGCUCAAGCCGUGGGCCCACUAUAUCCCUCUCAGCCUCCAGGGGGACGAGUGGCUAGAAGCUGUUCGUUUCUUUGGCGAUGGGGACCUGGGAAAGAGGGAGGCCGAGAGGCUUGCCCUGCAAGGCAGAGACUGGGCAAACAAGGUGCUGAGGAACGAGGACUUGGAGGUUUGGUUCUUCCGCCUAUUACUAGAAUACGGCAGGGUUAUUGAUGACGACCGAGAGAAGAUUGGUUUCACCGUAUAGAGAGAACGAAACGGCUGAGAGCUCUGUAUUCAGAGCUCUGUCAUGAAAUUGCUCGGAAAGAAGCAAUGGAGUUUAUAGGUCAUCGAAGGGCGGUGAUUCGACUAAUUUAUAGGUACCUACGGUAGGAUACAUCUGGGAUAGCGUUUCUUGUUUUGCGAAAAGCCUUUCAGGGCAUUCGUGUUUGUAUCAAUAGCUAUUUUGUAUUUGUACGUCAAUUGUCACUGGUAGUGGCAGCCUGAUCCAGAGAAUAUAAGUUAAAUGCUC